Cyclopterus lumpus (lumpfish) is the source of this 2950-nucleotide messenger RNA. It is a transcript of the gene grm6a, whose product is annotated as glutamate receptor, metabotropic 6a. The record is from RefSeq and is a predicted model, not a curated record. The transcript has 15 exons. Gene Ontology annotation, molecular function: adenylate cyclase inhibiting G protein-coupled glutamate receptor activity. Gene Ontology annotation, biological process: G protein-coupled glutamate receptor signaling pathway; regulation of synaptic transmission, glutamatergic. The annotation marks the transcript as partial. Gene Ontology annotation, cellular component: membrane. NCBI's taxonomy places the organism in Eukaryota, Metazoa, Chordata, Actinopteri, Perciformes, Cyclopteridae.
UGGCUGUGGAUCGGUGGCCAGGUGGCACAGGUGGCACAGGUGAGCGCCUCCCACCAGCAUUUCCACCCCCACUCCAUAAAGAUCCCCGGCGACAUCACCUUGGGGGGCCUGUUCCCCAUCCACUCCCGCGGCCCCCACGGUCUGCCCUGCGGAGAGCUGAAGAAGGAGAAGGGGAUCCACCGCAUGGAGGCCAUGUUGUACGCCCUGGACCAGAUCAACGGCGACCCCGAGCUGCUGCCCAACAUCACGCUGGGCGCCCGCAUCCUGGACACCUGCUCCAGAGACACCUACGCCCUGGAGCAGUCGCUCACCUUCGUCCAGGCUCUGAUCCAGAAGGACACGUCCGACAUCCGCUGCUCCAACGGGGAGCCGCCCGUCGUCCGCAAGCCGGAGCGGGUGGUGGGCGUCAUCGGAGCGUCGGCCAGCUCCGUGUCCAUCAUGGUGGCCAACAUCUUGAGACUGUUUGAGAUCCCCCAGGUGAGCUACGCGUCGACGGCUCCGGAGCUCAGCGACAACAACCGGUACGACUUCUUCUCCCGGGUGGUUCCCCCGGACUCGUACCAGGCUCAGGCCAUGCUGGACAUCGUCCGGGCCCUGGGCUGGAACUACGUGUCCACGCUGGCUUCAGAGGGCAACUACGGGGAGAGCGGCGUGGACGCCUUCAUGCAGAUCUCCAGAGAGGCCGGUGGGGUGUGUAUCGCUCAGUCGGUGAAGAUUCCUCGUGAGCCGACAGCCGGAGAGUUCGAUAAGAUCAUAAAACGCCUGAUGGAGACGAGUAACGCCAGAGGAGUGAUCAUCUUCGCCAACGAGGACGACAUCAAGCGUGUCCUCGAGGCGGCGAAGCGCGCUAACCUGACGGGUCACUUCCUGUUUGUGGGGUCGGACAGCUGGGGAGCAAAAAGCUCCCCAAUCACAGAGCUGGAGGACGUCGCCGAGGGCGCCGUGACCAUCCUGCCCAAACGGGCUUCAAUAGACGGCUUCGAUCAGUACUUCAUGUCUCGUUCUCUGGAGAACAAUCGCAGGAACAUUUGGUUCAAUGAAUUCUGGGAGGACGACUUCAGGUGUAAAUUGACUCGGCCUGGAAUCAAACUGGACCCAGACAGGAGGAAAUGUACAGGUGAGGAGAGGAUCGGUCGGGACUCGUCCUACGAGCAGGAGGGGAAGGUUCAGUUUGUGAUCGAUGCGGUUUACGCCGUGGCGUACGCGCUGCACAGCAUGCACCUGGACCUGUGUCCCAGCAGCACCGGCGUCUGCAGCAACAUGGACCCCGUGGAGGGCCGCCUGCUGCUGGACUACAUCAGAGCCGUCCACUUCAACGGAAGUGCAGGUACCAGUGUUUUGUUCAAUGAGAACGGAGACGCUCCCGGCCGUUACGACAUCUUCCAGUUCCAGAUGACCAAUCACAGCCAUCCUGGUUACCAUGUGAUCGGCCAGUGGACCAAUAACCUGAGACUCAAUUUGGAUGAGAUGCAGUGGUCUGGAGGAGAUAAAUGGGUUCCAGACUCCAUCUGUAGUUUACCCUGUAGACCAGGAGAGAGGAAGAAGAUGGUGAAAGGAGUUCCAUGCUGCUGGCACUGUGAGCUCUGUGAUGGGUAUCAGUACCAGUUGGAUGAGUUUACCUGUGAGACCUGCCCACCAAACAUGCGCCCCGCCCCCAACAGAACCACCUGUCGCCCGACUCCAAUCAUCAAACUGGAGUGGAAUUCCCCCUGGGCCCUAGUGCCUGCCUCUCUUGCCCUCCUCGGCAUUCUUGCAACGAGUGCUGUGAUGAUCACCUUCAUCCGCUUCAAUGACACCCCCAUCGUCAGGGCGUCAGGGCGGGAGCUGAGCUACGUGCUACUGACAGGUAUCUUCCUGAUCUACCUGAUCACCUUCCUGAUGAUCGCCGAGCCCGGGGCGGUGGCUUGUGCAUUCCGCCGCCUGCUGCUGGGCCUCGGCAUGGCCAUCACCUACUCCGCCAUGUUGACCAAAACCAACCGCAUCUACCGCAUCUUCGAACAGGGCAAGAGGUCGGUGAGCCCGCCCAAAUUCAUCAGCCCCACAUCCCAGCUCAUCAUCACCUUCAUCCUCAUCUCCGUCCAGGUCCUCGGCGUGUUCGUGUGGUUCGGUGUCGUCCCUCCUCACACCAUCAUCGACUACGAGGAGCUCCGCCCCCCAAACCCGGACCUGGCCCGAGGCAUCCUGAAAUGUGACAUGUCUGAUCUGUCAAUCAUCUGCUGCCUCAGCUACAGCAUUGUACUUAUGGUAACGUGUACGGUGUACGCAGUGAAGAGUCGUGGCGUUCCAGAGACAUUUAACGAGGCCAAGCCGAUCGGAUUCACCAUGUACACCACCUGCAUCAUCUGGCUGGCCUUUGUACCCAUCUUCUUUGGCACGGCCAAGUCCACGGAGAAGAUGUUCAUCCAGACCGCCACGCUGACCGUCUCCAUGUCUCUCAGUGCAUUUGUUUCUCUCGGGAUGCUCUACAUGCCGAAGGUCUACGUCAUCAUCUGUCACCCCGAGCAGAACGUGCAGAAGAGGAAGAAGAGCUUCAAGGCUGUUGCCCAAGCUGCCAGAGUGUCAACGUCUCAACGAUCUCUCUCUGAGAAACAGAACGGAGAGACGAAGAUUGAACCAGACAGAUCGCAGUAAUACGACAGUAAUACUGCAAUAAUACUGCAGUAAUACUACAAAUAACAGGUAGCUACUGAUCAAUUCCUGUUCAGAGCAUGAUGACAUCAUCUUCAUGAAGAUCACAUGGUCCCCACACACACAAACACACUGACCAGCAACACGUCAAAAUAAAACUAUCCAAUGGGCUUUUAUUGUGAAAUCCAGGAGUCUUUGUGUUUCAGACAGGAAGUCCUCAGCAGGUGUGUUCAGGUGUCGGCGCUAACGAGUUACUACCGCGGGACAUUUUAAACAUUGCAUGUGUUUGUUGUAACAAAUGUUCCGUAAACAAACUUGUUAA